Messenger RNA from Amphimedon queenslandica, 3449 nucleotides. RefSeq lists its product as uncharacterized. Bases 234 to 3119 code for a protein of 961 amino acids. Gene Ontology annotation, cellular component: plasma membrane; nucleus. The record is from RefSeq and is a predicted model, not a curated record. Lineage: Eukaryota; Metazoa; Porifera; Demospongiae; Haplosclerida; Niphatidae. Gene Ontology annotation, molecular function: protein binding; guanyl-nucleotide exchange factor activity. The transcript is spliced from 18 exons.
CAGUUCAUGAGGUCAGAGGUCUUCGUCGUAAGGAAAGUGCUCCUAAUGAUUCUUAUGUGAAGAUUUACUUGCUGCCUGAUCCUCUGAAGCAAACAAAAGAGAAAACAAGGAGAGUGAAGGAGAGGGACCCUGUCUUUAAUGAAAAGUUUACAUUCAUAUUAAAGGAUCAUGAUGAUCUUGAUAAGAGGCUCCACAUAUCAGUAUGGAACAGAGACAGGACAUCAAGGAAUGAAAUGAUUGGAUGUAUGUCUUUCUUAGUCGGUGACUUAAUUGGCCCAAAUAAACAAGUCAAUGGUUGGUAUCAGUUGUUGGAUGAAGGUAGAGGUUUUGCUGAGAAUGUUCCAGUUCCUCAUAGUCUAGUCUCAAUGGGCUCUCAGUCCAGUCUCUCCAGUACAGUAUCAGCUCCUCCUUCAGUCACCAAAUGCUAUGCUGUCAUGUUGAUACGAGGUCCUAAAGGUUAUGGUUUCAAAGUGACUCCAAGCACACCUGUGUACAUCAAUGAAGUAACACAAGGUAUGCCAGCUCACGAGUCUGAGCUCCAGGUAGGUGAUCUGAUAGUGGAGAUUGAUGGUACUGAUGUGACCAAAUCCAAUGGGGACAUGGUAGCUAACAUGAUAAAGAAGAAGCGUGAAUCAAUACAUCUAUUGCUCCAGCGUACCACAUGCUCAAUGUCCCCCACUCAACAGCUUCACUUCAGCCUCCCUCUCUCCUCCUCUCAGCCUUAUCUCGCUCACACUUACACCGAAGCACUCCAGUCUCCUUCUACCUCCUCUAAUGAUGGAUCUAAUGGUCACCGCUCACUCAUGUAUGUCCCAAGGCCGAUAUUCUCAUCGCAGAAAGUACUAGUCCCGACUCUUGGGUUUCAAGAGAAGAGACGGUCAUCAACUGGAGGACUAACGCAGCCGAUCGAAACCAUGUAUUACGAUUCGGAGCAAGUUCAUCCACACCCACCGCAGUGGGGCCGGGCCUCCUCGCGGGAUAAAGUAACGCUUUCUCGGGACUGGUUACUACCUGAAGUACCCGAGGAAACCUCUCAAUCCUCAGUUGGGGGGGUAGGGGGAGGAGGGGGAGGGGAGGGAGGGAGAGAGGGAGAGAGGGUUCCAGCUCAGGUUUUGUCUACAAGACGUUUGAGUCAGCAAGAUGACCAAAACGGGGGGCUACUACACUCUCGUCACUCUCUCUCUCAGCCUAGCUUUGAGACUCGCUCGCUCUCGCCCAUUAAACUUUAUAAAGGAGACCCUAAUGGGACAGGAGGGGCCGGAGGUGGUGGGCGUAAAUUCUCUAAUAACAGCUCCCUGGGGUCUCCCUCAGAGGAAGAGUUAGAAGGUGGACUGUACGGCCUAGCAAUGCAAUCCUACGCUUCUUCUAGACUCAUCCCAGGCUCCGUUCCUCCGCCUAGCGGGCUUCGGAGCGCAAAGUUCUCAAGUACAUCCGUGACGUCAAACGAUUCGGCUUAUAUCACAGAGACUGACAUAUUGUCCCAUCACUCCAGUUGUGAUAUUAGGGAUAAGAGCCUAGCAAUGGACACGGCCCAGCAGCACAUCUACCCGGCCUCCACAGGCCCUGGAGGAGCUGCUACCAAUGGAAUGGGUAGCAGUGGGUCUUACAGUGACAUAGCUGUGGAGUGGGAUUGUUUAAGUAAACUUGAGCAGAAGCGGCAGAGAGCCAUCAAUAGUUUGAUCAAAUGUGAGAAAGAGUUUUGUGAUGAACUAAUGAAAGGAAUCAAGCUUUACUUGACUCCACUCUCCUCUGGAGUUCUCUCAGAGAACAGUCACAGAACAAUCUUCAUGAACAUAGAGCGGAUGUGUGAUCUUUCCAAGUAUUUUCUAAGUAAUAUCUCAGCGAGGUGUGUGCAGUGGUCUGGAGCCAUGCCAUCUGUUCCUUUUUAUGUUGAGAAUUUUGCUGAUAUUUAUUGUGGAAAGUUGGAUUUGUUCAAGCAAAUAUUCAGUGGCUACUUAAGAAAUUCUGAAAACUCAAGAAAAGAAAUAGCAGUUGCUUUCACAAUACCGGAAUUCAAAAGAAUCGUUCAGGAUCCGGUGAUAGGAGACUCUCUACCUUCAAUUUAUUCAUUCGUAGAAGCUGGAACUGAAUAUCUACCAAAGAUGAGUAGACUGCUGGUCAACAUAAGCUAUGUGACUCCAUUACACUCUGAGGAUCAUCAGUAUUUAGUCCACAUCAUAUCAUCUUUAUUGAAUAUACUCCCUCCAAGUUGCAGUGACUUGUGCCAGAACUGGAUGAGUGAGAUAAGGACGAUGGAGAAACUCAAGUCAACAAUAAGUUUUGGGAAUGAAAUAGAAUCUUUUGAUCUUCUUUCUCCGCCCGGGCGUGUAUUACUCCACGAAGACGAGAUCCAAAUUUUUUGGAAGAAAAAGAAGAAGAAAGCAUUUCUACUUCUUUUCUCCGACUUACUCCUGGUCACUAAGAAAAGUGGACGGGGUCUGUCUGUAUUGGAACCUCCUCUUGCAUUGCAAGAUCUGACAGUCAAUGAUAUCAACUGUGGACAAGAGGAGUUUCAAGUUGUUUCAUCGGAUGGUUCUUACUCCAGGCUCCUAAGGGCCAGUUCCCUCCAAACUAAGAACCAGUGGAUGCAGAAGCUGAGGGAGAGGGUUGGGGGAAGUAUACGAGUCAAUUCAAAGCCGACAGGAAACCCAAAGGCCAAGGACACGAUAAGACAAAGGGAACUAAAGAAUGAGCUAUUUAACGAGAGGAGGAGCCCUUUUAGGGUGCUACCCUCUUCAAGACAAUCUGAGGACUCACCUAUAAGAACACUCAACUCAAAUAUGUCUGUGACAACAGGACGGCCUGUUCAGUCUCCGCUAGCCGGGAGUCUUUUCGAUGUCCUCCCGUCGAAAUUUGUCGCUAAAACCGAAAAGAAAGAGGUACCAAGUACCCAAGAGAGGACUACAAAACCUGUCAAGCUGGGACGGAAAGAGAGUAUGUCGCCAAAGGGAAGGAGAUCGAGGUUUGCUUUUGGGCGGAGAUGGUCUACUGACUCAUACAAUUUAUCUCAAGAAGUGACCAGUGACAGAGAGAGAGCUGUUGAGAAGAAGAAGAUGAGGAGGAGGGGGGAAUCACUAAGUCAGCCGGUAGCAAUAGACAGCAUAUCUUUUAUUGGGUAAGUACAUGUACAUUAUAUAUGUACAUGAUUCGUGUACAUGUACAUGCAUAAUGGAUAAUGUCGAAAUAUUUUAUUUUGAUUUGAUAAUGCUAUACAAUUUGGUGUAGCAUACUUUGGAGGAAUUACUGUCAUUUUUGAAAAUUGGGGUCAAUCCUAUAGUUAAAAUAUGACAUUAUGACAUCCCUGGAAAUAAGGAUGGGUACAGAGGUCAUAAUAUGUACAUGUACAUGGACAUGGACACAAUCAUGUACAGCUGUAUAAUCAGUAUGUACUGUAUUAGUAUUGAGUGCAUGUUAUGUACAUUGUAUGCUGUAUUAUAGUCCUAUGCUUA